AUGAGUGGACAGUCUUUGAUUGGUGGCACUGAUGACGCCCAUCACGGUCCUCUUUGGAUAGACCCUUUUGGAAAUAAAGCCAGUGAGGCAGCACCAGGAGGCUUCAGACGGCUAAGCUUGACCCUGGCACACAGGUGGCAAGAACAGGAGCCCGAGGAAGAGAUGGCCAUGGAAGACAGUCCCACCAUGGUUAAAAUAGACCGGGGUGAAAACCAGGUGUCAUCGUGUCGGGGGAGACGGUGUGGCUUCAAAGUACUUGGCUAUGUCACUGGUGAUAUGAAAGAGUUUGCCAACUGGCUUAAAGACAAGCCCGUGGUGCUCCAGUUCAUUGACUGGAUUCUUCGUGGCAUAUCCCAGGUGGUGUUCGUCAGCAACCCCAUCAGUGGAAUCCUGAUUCUGACCGGAUUUCUGGUCCAGAACCCCUGGUGGGCUCUCUGUGGCUGUGUGGGAACUGUGGUCUCCACUCUGACAGCCCUCUUGCUGAGCCAAGACAGGUCAGCGAUUGCAGCCGGGCUCCAGGGCUACAACGCCACCCUUGUGGGAAUGCUCAUGGCUGUCUUCUCAGACAAAGGCGACUAUUACUGGUGGCUGAUACUCCCUGUAUCUGUUAUGUCUAUGACUUGCCCAGUUUUCUCAAGUGCAUUGAACUCGGUGUUGAGCAAAUGGGACCUCCCUGUCUUCACUCUCCCUUUCAACAUGGCGUUGACGAUGUACAUGGCAGCCACAGGACAUUAUAAUGCAUUCUUUCCAAGUAAACUCUUCACACCUGUCACCUCCGUGCCCAAUAUCACGUGGUCUGAGCUCAACGCACUGGAGUUACUGAAGUCCCUUCCGGUGGGCGUCGGUCAGAUAUACGGCUGUGAUAACCCGUGGACAGGGGGCAUUUUCCUGUGUGCCAUUCUUCUUUCUUCCCCACUCAUGUGCCUGCAUGCUGCUAUUGGAUCAUUGCUGGGUGUCGUCGCAGGACUCAGUCUUGCAGCUCCGUUUGAAGACAUCUACGCUGGGCUCUGGGGAUUCAACAGUUCUCUGGCCUGCAUUGCAAUUGGAGGCAUGUUCAUGGCACUCACCUGGCAGACCCACCUCCUGGCUCUUGCCUGUGCUCUGUUCACUGCCUACUUCGGAGCCUGCAUGACACACCUAAUGGCUGUGGUCCGACUGCCAUCUGGUACAUGGGCCUUCUGUUUGGCCACACUACUGUUUCUCUUGAUGACCACGACAAACCGCAACAUCUACAGGAUGCCCCUCAGCAAAGUCACCUACUCUGAAGAGAACCGCAUCUUCUACCUACAAAACAAGAAGAGGAUGGUUGAAAGCCCUCUGUGAAAGCAACCCCACACAACGGCUGUGGUCACGAGUCAUUUCUACGUGCAGCUCCUAUUGGCUUCCAGAUUCUCAGCAACUGCUUUUCAUCACAGGGGAACAACUUUCAGACUGUCAGCGACCCAUUCUUUUGCUUGCUUUGUGUUUUUCUUUUUGGCGGUAUAUCAUCAAGCACAUGAGAGCCAUGUCCAGGUGAUGUUCUCUGGAAUGGAAUUUAAACCCUUCUGUGUGUUGGGGGGGCGGGGUAGCACUAAGAUUGUAAUGUAUUUAUAAAGUCAGAAUGUUCCGACAGAAAGGAAAAAUGGGAGCAGAAUAAUUAUUAUUCAAAGCUAUCUUUGAUGUCAGUAUUAAAAAUUAAGUUCUGUAACCAUUUAAGCCUUACGGCAUUCACAGGCACAGAAGCAAAGCCAACCCAAAGGUAUAAACAGUUUGCUUUCAGAAUUAGUACAAGUUACUCAUAGCGACUGUGACCAACAUUGCAUUGGGGCAGGCUGACCACAGGACUGGUCCUCAGCCCACCAGGAGCGUGACUUCUACACUGUCACGUGUGUGACAGUCUUAUAUUUUUGGUUGUGAGCCUAGCCUUUAACGGCUGAGCUAUCCCUUCAUCCCGUAUGACAUUCUUAAUGAGAAUGGUUAGGGUUUUUUUUUUUUUUUUCAAACUGACAGAACUGUGGGGAGGACUUUGCUGGCCAAAAUAGUUUUGUACUGCCGCUCUUGGAAUUUGAAAAAUUCAGGUAGAGUUUAUUUAUUCUUAUGAAAAGAAAAUAUUCUUUUCACCUAUGUUAGUUUGCAGCUAGCCAAU
Peromyscus eremicus (cactus mouse) is the source of this 2125-nucleotide messenger RNA. It is a transcript of the gene Slc14a1, whose product is annotated as solute carrier family 14 member 1 (Kidd blood group). Gene Ontology annotation, cellular component: membrane. Bases 1 to 1323 code for a protein of 440 amino acids. The transcript is spliced from 9 exons. The record is from RefSeq and is a predicted model, not a curated record. Gene Ontology annotation, molecular function: urea transmembrane transporter activity. NCBI's taxonomy places the organism in Eukaryota, Metazoa, Chordata, Mammalia, Rodentia, Cricetidae. Gene Ontology annotation, biological process: urea transmembrane transport.